AUGGCGUUGAGCUUUGACGUCGACAAAUAUUGGCAGCCGGUGCAAUUGCCUGUGCGCAGCUUUUGCAGUCAACAAAGCGACAGAAGCUCGAGCUCGGCAACCCUGAAUGAAAGCCUCAACGGAGACGACACAUCGAUUCUCUCUGAAAAUGAUGGAGAUAAAACCAUCGUUGAAAGCGAGGAAUCAGAGUUCGCAGCAUUAAAGAAUGGUGAUUACGCCAAGUUGCGCCGAAGCCUACGCGCCGCUCAUCGUUCAACCGUUGUCUUUGAUCGUCGCUUCGUCGAGAACCUGAGGGCCAUGACCAAGUCGCAGCUGGAUGUCGAUGUGGCCAGGCGAUUGCGCAAAGGACUUUUGGAUAUGGACAACUGGGAACACCUACCGCGCCAAAGCAAGUCCGCGCUCCGUUCGUUGAUAGCCCACGUGAUUGCGCUGGAAAUCUACCAUAUUUCUCUUCACAGCAAAUCAGCGUUGCCGGAAGUGAGGGCCCGCGUCAAUUAUUUGAUAGAUCUCAUUGAUAAAGAUUUAUUGACUGGCACUGUACUUGCAACAAUUCUACACCUACCGUACCGGUCGCUUCGAUAUGAAGAUAGGCGAAAGCAGGCGUCACCGAUGUUUCAGCGUGUCAUCAGGAGCCUGCAGCGAGAGAUUCCACUGCGCUUCGCCGAACUAGAGAUCCCAAUCGACACUUCGUCAGGAAAUUCG
Molecule: messenger RNA, 702 nt
Organism: Mesorhabditis spiculigera
Lineage: Eukaryota; Metazoa; Nematoda; Chromadorea; Rhabditida; Rhabditidae
Source: the annotation of a GenBank genome assembly